Molecule: messenger RNA, 1486 nt
Organism: Lottia gigantea (owl limpet)
Lineage: Eukaryota; Metazoa; Mollusca; Gastropoda; Lottiidae
Exons: 4
Coding region: 97-1434 (445 amino acids)
Biological process (GO): mitotic cell cycle; microtubule cytoskeleton organization
Cellular component (GO): cytoplasm; microtubule
Molecular function (GO): GTP binding; structural constituent of cytoskeleton; GTPase activity
Source: RefSeq, a predicted model, not a curated record
UGUUGACAUCAUCGGUUUAUCAACACAGUCGCAGUUUUAAUUUCAACAAGAAACAAACUAAAUCUUACAAAGUUUACUAGUCGGAAACAAAUCAAAAUGAGAGAAAUUGUACACAUGCAAGCUGGCCAAUGUGGCAACCAAAUCGGUGCUAAGUUCUGGGAAGUUAUUUCUGAUGAACAUGGUGUUGACCCAACAGGAACCUAUCAUGGUGAUUCAGAUUUACAAUUAGAGAGAAUUAAUGUUUAUUACAAUGAAGCCACUGGUGGCAAAUAUGUCCCCAGAGCAGUUUUGGUUGAUUUGGAGCCAGGAACAAUGGACUCUGUUCGUUCUGGUCCAUUUGGGCAGAUUUUCCGACCAGAUAACUUUGUUUUUGGUCAGUCUGGGGCUGGUAAUAAUUGGGCUAAAGGACAUUACACAGAAGGUGCUGAAUUGGUUGAUUCUGUAUUAGAUGUUGUCAGAAAGGAAGCUGAAAGUUGUGAUUGUUUACAAGGAUUUCAGUUGACUCAUUCUCUUGGUGGUGGAACUGGUUCUGGUAUGGGAACUUUACUUAUCAGCAAAAUCCGAGAAGAAUAUCCAGACAGAAUAAUGAACACAUUUUCAGUUGUUCCUUCACCAAAGGUAUCAGACACAGUAGUUGAACCGUACAACGCAACCCUUUCCGUUCAUCAAUUGGUAGAAAACACAGAUGAAACUUAUUGCAUUGAUAAUGAAGCCUUAUAUGAUAUCUGUUUCCGUACAUUGAAACUCACCACACCAACUUAUGGUGAUUUAAAUCAUCUGGUAUCAGCCACAAUGUCAGGUGUUACAACAUGUCUUCGAUUCCCUGGUCAACUUAAUGCUGAUUUACGUAAAUUGGCUGUCAACAUGGUUCCCUUCCCACGUCUUCAUUUCUUCAUGCCUGGUUUUGCUCCCCUUACAUCUCGUGGCUCCCAGCAAUAUAGAGCUCUCACAGUGCCAGAACUUACUCAACAGAUGUUUGAUGCCAAAAACAUGAUGGCUGCCUGUGAUCCUCGUCAUGGCAGAUAUCUUACUGUUGCUGCUAUGUUCAGAGGUCGAAUGUCAAUGAAGGAAGUUGAUGAACAGAUGUUGAAUGUUCAGAAUAAGAACAGCAGUUACUUUGUUGAAUGGAUUCCUAACAACGUAAAAACAGCUGUCUGUGACAUUCCACCAAGAGGUCUUAAAAUGUCUGCUACCUUUAUUGGUAAUAGCACGGCCAUCCAAGAACUAUUCAAAAGAGUCUCUGAACAAUUCACUGCUAUGUUCAGACGAAAGGCUUUCCUCCAUUGGUAUACUGGUGAAGGUAUGGAUGAGAUGGAGUUUACUGAAGCUGAAUCUAAUAUGAAUGAUCUGGUAUCUGAAUAUCAACAGUACCAGGAUGCUACAGCUGAAGAAGAGGGCGAAUUUGAUGAAGAAGAAGAACAAGAAGAAGCAUAAAUUAUGGACAUUUGAAACCGAUUGUCAAAGAAAUAAAGAUAUGAAAGUCUAA